AUGUAUCGUCAAGCGCAGAGGGUCUUGCGUCGACACGUGGAUUUGGUGUGUGCGGGAAGGCGGUCACUCGCCUGUCCACCAGUGAGGUGUAAAGAUGGGUGCGGUGUGCGUGGCAGCACCAAAUGCUUCUCGUCGUUGAACCACGAGGAAGUGAGCCGGCACUCGGCAGAGAUUGAGGCGGUACUGCGCCUGCAGCCCAAAGUACUCACUGCUGCCACUGUCAAACCCACGGCUGAGAUUCGUCAGGUACGUUCCCUCCCGAAAGGUGUAGGUAGGUAA
Molecule: messenger RNA, 279 nt
Organism: Hydatigera taeniaeformis
Lineage: Eukaryota; Metazoa; Platyhelminthes; Cestoda; Cyclophyllidea; Taeniidae
Source: the annotation of a GenBank genome assembly